GGAAUAAAAGGAAAUGGGCCUAGAAAAUGGAUGUCGGUGUCACCAUCACCGACCACCGUGUGAGACUAAACUCUAUUUACUUCUUUAACCGGAGAGGCGGGAAUGGAUGGGCCGCCGGCGUCAACUGCGGACCACAGCCUCGCGCGCGCAAUGCUCCGCCGUCGAAGUAACCUUUAUCUUCUCGCCUACAAUUCCGUCCAGGCCUUCGGAUGGACACUCUCUCUGUGUAUAAUUUUGAGCAGCUUCGUAUCCAUCCAUUCGUUUAACGGGGCCUACGCGUCUGCUGGAGAGCUUAUCUGUUUGUUGCAAACUGUUUCAUUCGUGGAAGUUCUGCAUGGAGCUAUAGGUAUUGUUCCGAGUGGGAUUCUGCUUCCGCUGAUGCAAUGGGGUGGGAGGACUCAUUUUCUAUUAGCCAUUGUUCGUCAUAUCGUUGAGGUCCAGGAGUUGCUGUCAGUAUUCAUAACUUUUGUUGCUUGGAGCCUGAGUGAGGUUAUCAGGUACUCACAUCAUGCUUUGAAUUGCAUGGGGAGUUGUCCAUCUUGGAUCAUCUACCUCAGGUACACUGCAUUUAUUGUGUUGUAUCCAGUGGGGGUUGCUCCUGGGGAAAUGUGGCUUAUGUACCAAGCACUUCCAUUUAUAAAGAAGAAAAAUCUCUAUGCGGAUUUCUUUGCUGGUCUCCCCUUCAGCUAUUAUCAUUUUGUCUGGGUACUGUUUCUCUGCUACCCAUUUCUGUGGUUGAAACUGUACCUGCAUUUAUUCAAGCAACGUCAGUCAAAACUCAGUAAGUGCCAUGAGAAAAAGAGAAAGUGAAGGGUUGAGCUCUUGCCAUUUCAGGGACAUGACUUCUGCAGGAAGCCUUUGCCAUAUGCCAUAGAGCUGAAUAUUAGUUUUUGUGGCACUCCCAACUACAGCAAAGUAUUCAUGGCCCCCUCUCAAGGGACACCCCCAUCUUUCAUUUCAUGAAAUGCUUCCCCUAAGAUGUUUCUUAUUAAACUGUUCCUCUUUUUCUUUUCCUCUAGCAAACAACAUUAUUUCAUAGUAAUGUUUAUGUAGCGUUGAAUUCUAAAGAGUUCAUAUAAUUUUGAGCAAUUUGUAGUUUAUGUUCUGUUUUCAUUUUUCAUUUUUCAUUUUUUUUAAAGCGUGAUCUUGGUGUGCACUCAUUGUACCGUGGACUUGCAAUAGGCUCUUAUUAAUUGAAAUAGCUCUGCUAUGAGUUGUGUUUGGGUACUAA
This is a messenger RNA of Malania oleifera, 1231 nucleotides long. RefSeq lists its product as uncharacterized. The coding region runs from base 103 to 810 and encodes 235 amino acids. Gene Ontology annotation, molecular function: 3-hydroxyacyl-CoA dehydratase activity. The transcript is spliced from 10 exons. NCBI's taxonomy places the organism in Eukaryota, Viridiplantae, Streptophyta, Magnoliopsida, Santalales, Ximeniaceae. Gene Ontology annotation, cellular component: endoplasmic reticulum membrane. The record is from RefSeq and is a predicted model, not a curated record. Gene Ontology annotation, biological process: fatty acid elongation; very long-chain fatty acid biosynthetic process; sphingolipid biosynthetic process.